Humulus lupulus (European hop) is the source of this 1136-nucleotide messenger RNA. Its product is annotated as eukaryotic translation initiation factor 2 subunit beta. The transcript has 10 exons. The record is from RefSeq and is a predicted model, not a curated record. Lineage: Eukaryota; Viridiplantae; Streptophyta; Magnoliopsida; Rosales; Cannabaceae. The coding region runs from base 161 to 970 and encodes 269 amino acids. Gene Ontology annotation, molecular function: translation initiation factor activity; mRNA binding; translation initiation factor binding. Gene Ontology annotation, biological process: translational initiation; formation of translation preinitiation complex; formation of cytoplasmic translation initiation complex. Gene Ontology annotation, cellular component: eukaryotic translation initiation factor 2 complex.
UAACCCUUGAACACCACGAAAUAAAAAACCCUUGCCCACGGAAAAAUUGAACAGGAACGAAAGUUAUAAGUCUACCGUUGGAAAGGUUCUGUGUUCAUCACAAAACUUAGCGCCUCUGCCGAUUAACACUACUACUACCGCUGCCUCUUACCCAGCAAUCAUGGCAGACAACGAGGACAAGAAGGAGGAGAUUGGAGAAUUCUCCACUUUCGAUCCUAGCAAAAAGAAGAAGAAGAAGAAGGUUGUCAUCCAGGACCUCUUAGAUGACUCUGAGGAGAAAUUGACUGAGAAAGUUGAAAGUCUUACGGUUUCUGAUGGCCUUGAAAGUACAUUUUCUGGUUUGAAAAAGAAGAAGAAGAAGCCAGUUGAAACUAGCACUUUGAUUGAUGAGGUUGGUAGUGAUGCAGUGGAAGAGUUGGAAAGUGAAGAUCUUGUUCAUGUUGACGAAGAAGAAGAAGGAGAUCUACCUCCACGCUAUCCUUGGGAAGGGAGUGAUCGCAAUUAUGAAUAUGAGGAGCUUCUUGGUAGGGUGUUUAACAUCCUUCGAGAGAAUAAUCCUGAGCUGGCAGGGGACAGGCGUAGGACAGUUAUGAGGCCUCCACAAGUACUUCGUGAAGGAACAAAGAAAACUGUCUUUGUGAAUUUCAUGGAUCUCUGCAAAUCAAUGCAUCGACAACCAGAUCAUGUCAUGACUUUCUUGCUUGCUGAAUUGGGAACAAACGGAUCACUUGAUGGACAGCAAAGAUUGGUUGUGAAGGGAAGAUUUGCACCCAAGAAUUUUGAAGGAAUUCUAAGGCGAUAUAUCAAUGAGUAUGUCAUCUGCGUUGGAUGCAAAAGUCCUGACACAAUUCUUUCAAAGGAGAAUCGUCUCUUCUUCCUUAGAUGUGAGAAGUGCGGUUCUGGCCGAUCAGUUGCCCCAAUUAAAGCUGGUUUCGUUGCUCGUGUUGGUCGUAGGAAAGCUGAAACAUGAUCAAGCUCAGUCCCCUUUCGUCUUGGAAACCCUCUCCGGGUGGUUUACUAAUUGUCAGUUCAUAUUUUGUUGUCUUUUCUUUUAAUUACUCUUUAGUAUCCACUUGUCAACUCUGGUUUGAUUUGAGCCGCAACUUGAAAGAUAUGUAUCAGUUUUGUUUUUUAAA